Messenger RNA from Monomorium pharaonis (pharaoh ant), 2139 nucleotides. It is a transcript of the gene Syx7, whose product is annotated as syntaxin-7. Lineage: Eukaryota; Metazoa; Arthropoda; Insecta; Hymenoptera; Formicidae. The record is from RefSeq and is a predicted model, not a curated record. Gene Ontology annotation, biological process: intracellular protein transport; vesicle fusion; vesicle-mediated transport. Gene Ontology annotation, cellular component: endomembrane system; SNARE complex; membrane. The transcript has 6 exons. Gene Ontology annotation, molecular function: SNARE binding; SNAP receptor activity. Bases 587 to 1417 code for a protein of 276 amino acids.
UCGUAUUGGAUACGGGACAGUGUCACGUGUUCGUGGCAGCCGUCAGUGGCCGUCAGUCGUCACCUCCAGUGGUUCCAGACUUCCAGUUCCCCGUCAUUUUCUGUCAUUAUUUUCGGAGCGUAUCUCGCGACACAAUCAACGAUUGCAGUGCGAUACAACGAGCAUCGUGGCUUGCACUUUCGUUCAAGAGAUCCGUCUCUCUCUGUCUCUCUCUCUCUCUUUCUCUUUCUCUUUUUCGUCCAGUCCGCUUAUCGAUCAGUCAACGCGAGAGGAAGCUUUUCGUUGCGCGCCUCGUCGAAGAAUUAACUCCCCGACAUACGUACGUGUCAUGGAGUACCGAGAAACGGGGUCUGUUGCUACGCUAGCUUUGUGACUCAUCGCGCGAUCAACCCACUUGUCGUCCCGUGUUGACAAGUGCGUGGAACGCAUACGGGCGUCGCAGGAGUGGGGUUACACACGACAUCCUCAUCAUUACCUUUGACACGAGUCUUACGUGACGCGCGUCCCUCGAUCCUCUCGGCUUUGUCGAAGAGGAAGGUCGUCGAGGAGCUACUGUUACGCUCGCAUCACUAAUAACAGCUCGAAAAUGGAUGCCGGAUUCUCAUCGUACCACAAUGGUGGUCCUGCUCGGGAACAGGACUUUGGCAGGUUGUCCCAGUCGAUUGGCACCUCGAUAUUGAAGAUAUCACAAAAUGUAUCUUCCAUGCAGAAAAUGGUCAAUCAACUGGGUAGUUCCACUGAUUCUCAGGAACUUAGGAAUCAGCUGCAUCAGAUACAGCACUACACGCAGCAGCUGGCAAAGGAUACCAGCGUUCACCUUCGAGACCUUGCUAUACUAGCGAAUAAUUCUGGUUCUACGAGCCCUGGAGAGCAGAGACAACGGAAAAUGCAAAGGGAACGCCUUCAAGAUGAAUUUACCAGCGCAUUGAAUUCAUUUCAAGCCGUACAAAGGCUAGCUGCCUCCAAGGAGAAAGAAAUGGUCAGGAAGGCUAAGGCUAGUGCAGGUAUCGCGCCGUUCGGGGAAAAGAAACAGGACGCGACGCUUAUCGAGUUGCAAGACAGCAGAACAUAUGGAAGUGACAGCGCGAAAUUUCAACAGGAACAGAUGCAGGAACAAAUGAAUCUACGAAUGCUAGAGGAACAGGAAGCUAGUAUAAGGCAGUUGGAGAGUAAUAUUAGUGAUAUCAACCAAAUAUUUAAAGAUCUUGGAGCUUUAGUGUAUGACCAAGGAGAGGUGAUUGAUUCCAUAGAAGCAUCGGUCGAAAGAACCGAAGUAUCUGUCACUGAAGGUGCUGCUCAAGUAAGGCAAGCGAGUAUGUAUCAGACCAAACUACGUAAGAAGAAGUGUAUUCUCAUCGUGAUCGCGCUAGUCGUAUUAUCGAUUUUGAUUGGUAUCAUAGUUUGGCAGAGCAACUAAAAAAAUGCACAUAUUUACGACAGUGUACAGCAUGGUGGUAUAUGUAGCGCUAUAAAAACUCUUGUCUGUACAAAAAAACAAUUGCAGAGUCGCCGGUCGAUCAAAAUUUUAGUGACAUUUCUGUCCAAUCCUAAUUGUUUUAAAUAAUCACGCAAAGGCGUAGCAUUGUCAUAGAGAUGCAGGAAAGCGAAGGAACAUACACGCGUCUUACGAAUUUAAUCCAUCUAAUUGUGAUAAUCGUAAGUGUGCGAGCUCUGAUUUGCGAAUAAGACAUUUUAACGGCAUGUCUAAAAUUGCCGCAGUCCAUUUGUACGUUUCAAUACUCAUAAAUUAUUAGUAUAUAAUGAUCAACUAUAUAAUAUAAUACGUAUAUAUACAAAUGCAUAUAACAAUUUAGAUAAUGUGGCUAUAUGUAACAAGGCUAAAUACAUAUGUAUUUAUGCGUCUGUGUGCGUGUGCAUUUGUAUGCCUGUGUGGAAUGCUUGUACAUGAUAAAAUAAGUAACAAAACAUGCUUGUCAUCUGCAAAGCAACUUUAUGUGCCUGUAAAAUAUCUUAAGAACUAUUCCUAACAGAAAGUUCAAGGCGAAUGUCUAAGAGAGAGCAUUAUGGUACUUUAAAAGUAGUCAAAGAAUUCACAUUAAGUUAUAUGUAUUAGUUUAAGGAUGUUGAUUUUUGUUUAAACAAGAUAUAAUAAACAAUAUGUAUAUAUAAAGACUGACA